CCGCUCCUGCUCUCCCACCCCUGGUGAAAACUGCGGGCGCCGGGCGGGGUGCAGCAACUGGAGGCAGCGGCGCAGCGGAGGAGACUGCAGCAGCGGAGGACCGGAGCCCAGGUCCAGGACUGAGCUCUCGGCACCAUGAACCCCACCAUUGGCAUCGCUCUCCUGCUGACAGUCUUGCAGGUGGCCCGUGGACAGAAGGUGACCAGCCUGACGGCCUGCCUGGCAGACCAGAGCCUUCGUCUGGACUGCCGCCAUGAGAAUACCACCGCCACGCCCAUCCAGUAUGAGUUCAGCCUGACCCGUGAGACAAAGAAGCACGUGCUCUUCGGCACCGUGGGGGUGCCUGAGCACACAUACCGCUCCCGGACCAGCUUCACCAGCAAGUACAACAUCAAGGUCCUCUACUUAUCCAGCUUCACCACCAAGGACGAGGGGCUCUACACAUGCGAACUCCGCCUCUCUGGCCAGCCUCCUGUUGUCUCCAACAAGACUGUCUCUGUGCUCCGAGACAAACUGGUCAAGUGCGAGGGCAUAAGCCUGCUGGCCCAGAACACCUCGCGGCUGCUGCUGCUCCUGCUGUCCCUGCCCCUCCUGCAGGCCAUGGAUUUCAUCUCCCUGUGACUGGUGGGCCCGCGAGGACACAGGAAGCUACAAGGCCCAGUCCAGUGAUCUUACUUCUCUGCGUCGGCUGACCCCCUCCCCCAAUCCCUCACACACCUCGGGGAGAAAUGGGGACCCCACCCCUCAUAAGGAAUCCCAGUGCUGCAUGCCAUUACCUCCCACUGCCGCCCCAGACCCUCUCCGCACGCCACUGGCUGUCUUUUUGUACUUUUUGUUCCAGAGCUGCUUCUGUCUGGUUUGUUUAGGGUUUAGCCUUCCUUUUCUUUUGGAGUUUGUGAAAAGGGAAGCCAGGGUUGGGGACCUGAUGGAGAGUGAGUGUGUGGGAGGGGCAGUAGGAUGGAAGGGAACCAGUCCCUAGGGGGUCAUCCUUGCCCCCUGGGACCAGAGGCCUGGGAGAGACUUGGAUGAGGAGGGGAAUAGGGUGUGUCUGGGCCUAGCGCAUCCCUCAGCAGGCAGGGAUGGCGCCUGAAGACCCUAGAUGUGAGGGCACCACCAGGCACUUGAGGCCCGUCACUUAAGGAGAACUGAGCAUCUCCAGGAGCAGUCUCUGCCACAGCAAAAAAGCUGUCUUCUGACCACUGUCCCCUAAGGGCCUGGGGCCUGGGGCGUGGUCCAUUGAAAAUGCAGAUUCUGCCCAGGGAUCAGUGCUAAUGGAAGGUUGAGGGGAGAGUAGAAGGGAGGGUCCAUCAUCCCUCUCUACCUGAGGAAGCUAAAAAAUGGGAGCCUACUGUCCCCCACUGUCUCAACCAGCAACUGAGAGGGUAGCAGAGGAGGACAAGCCCCAUCCCAGGCUGUCCCAAGCUCCUAAGAGCUUCUGGAACCCUGACCUGGGGGCAGUAAGGCAGGCCAGAUGGAGCCCCAGCCCCGUGCAAGUUUGGCCCAAGUGUUGCUCCAGGAGGCUCUUCCUUCCCUCCCCUGGCAGUGCCAGCCCCUGCCCCGCAGGCCUGCCUUCUCAGGGACCUCUGGGGGCCUGAGGCAGGCCAUGGAGUGAGACCCAGGAGUGGGACAUACUCAAGAGAUGGCUUUUCCCAACACCUACCUCCCCACCCGACGGCUCUGCCCUGUCCUGUGACCGUGUGUAGUGCCACCAGAGCUUAUGGCAUCUCACUGAGGAAAACGAAAACUGCACAAUAAAACCAAGCCUCUGGAA
Equus quagga is the source of this 1771-nucleotide messenger RNA. RefSeq names its product Thy-1 cell surface antigen (gene THY1). The record is from RefSeq and is a predicted model, not a curated record. Bases 136 to 621 code for a protein of 161 amino acids. NCBI's taxonomy places the organism in Eukaryota, Metazoa, Chordata, Mammalia, Perissodactyla, Equidae. The transcript is spliced from 4 exons.